Alternaria burnsii is the source of this 1914-nucleotide messenger RNA. RefSeq lists its product as uncharacterized. Bases 1 to 1914 code for a protein of 637 amino acids. The transcript is spliced from 3 exons. NCBI's taxonomy places the organism in Eukaryota, Fungi, Ascomycota, Dothideomycetes, Pleosporales, Pleosporaceae. The record is from RefSeq and is a predicted model, not a curated record.
AUGGAAGCCCUCUCAGGGGCUGCCAGCGGCAUCGCCGUGAUUUCGCUGACAAUACAACUCAUCCAGUCCGUCGCGCUCAUAAGAGAGUUCAUAAAAGAUGUCAAAGGCGCGUCGAAAGAGUUGCACCGACUCGUGGGCAAAUUGGAGCUGCUUAACGCGUUGCUAGAGAAUGUGCAAAAUGUUCUGGAGCAACAGUCAUCUCUCUCCGGAAUGCACUUCCCAGCACCUUCGGUGACAAUCUUCAAGUGUCUUCAAGGCUGCGAAGAUUCUAUACAGCCGCUUGUGGAUAUUGUAAAGAAACUCAGUCUGCCGCAAUCUCAGUCCAGCUCGUCCACAGCUAGGCUCAAGAGCGAGAUCAAACUUGGAUUGAAGACAAAGGAAAUCACAACCCUUGAGACUCGUAUACAACACGACAUCGAUCUUCUUGAUACUAGCCUUUCAGUAAAUCAGAGCAGCAUCGUGAUGAAUCUCUUUCCCAUAUUGCUUCGAAACCAAGAAACGAUGCUGAAGAGCAAUAGCAGUCCUCCUGUAGCUUCUGUACAAUGUUCAAAUCUAGGACCUACUGCCAAAGCUCUAGAUACCGUCUCUUCGUUUGCAUCAUCUCCUGUCCGAUAUUCACAACAAACAAUACUGGUACGCUCGGUCUUUGAAAAACUUGGAUUCUACCGUCGUAAAGUCAUACGUUACCGGGACCAGAGAAUUGAGGACUCGAGAGGCAACGUCAAAAGCUAUAAGAGGGACAUACUCUGGACAGCUAAUGAAGUCUCUGCGAUGUGGAGGUUCUUAGGCUUCGGCAUGACUUUCACCCAGCAGCAUCCGUACGGCAGUAUCUUUCCUAGCCUCAGAACGUAUCCUGUGAUUGAGUUCGAUGAAGAGAUAUUUGAGAUUAUCGAGGAAGGAAGCGUUGAACAGCUCCAGAGAAGAAUCAGCUCUGGCACGCUUCAUCCUUUCUCCCGAGGGACUACUGGAGAUUACUCUUUGCUUCAUCAUGCUGCUGUAUACCAUAGACCGGACAUGUGUCGACUAAUCCUUGGAUACGGCGUGAAGCCAGAAGUCACGUCAAACAAUAGGUCACCUCUGUCAUUGGCAUUGCUUUGUUAUUCUCUGCAGUCCUCUUUCGCCAAUGCGAUCGACACAUAUCGAUGUUUUCUAGACGACGAGGAUCUGGUUGACACACUCGAAAGAUCAGAUGGCUAUCAUUUGGGCAAUGACCGCUCUUCUUCUUUCACAGUCGACGAGUUUCAAUGGCUUUGGCAAAAGAAUUUUGAGCUAUCUGUCGGCGAAGGUCUUCGAAGUAAUCAACGGGUGAUGAUCCGGCGGUUUUGGUCUAUUGUUGGCAACAUAGACUAUCGCUUACAUCACGAACUUCAGUUCCCCAUUGUUCAGAUGGACAAAGACAUUCUCAGUGACAUACAAUAUGGGCGUUGUGGAAUAUUUGGAGUUUUGUUCUCAGGAUGCCAAACAGCCAUGGAAAGCUACAUCCUCGGUGCUGGGUUUUUGCAAUGGCUUACCAGUCUGCAAUUAGACCCUGAAAUAUGUGUCGCUAGUGAGCUAGCGAGUCUCGAGAAGUGUAUACGUUUUGAUAGAAAGAGGAUUGUAUUCGAACGUGACUGGGAGCAAAAAUGGAUUUUGGGUUUCGAACGGGUUUUUGAUCACGAAGCACCUGGCUAUAGCCUGCUCUUUGAGUACCCCACUUUGACUAUCGAGGCCGACUGGACACCCACUUGGACAUUGGGUUGGCCACCGGAUUGGCCAUUGGCUGAGUUGAAAUAUGUGUACGCACAGCACCUGGAGAACUGGGGCUGUCGUAUCUCGCGUUUCAACCGUCGCACAGCUGCCAAAGAACGCAAAGAGCGCGCCCGUUUGGGCCAAAAACAACCACGAAGCCGAAUGCCAGGAACAUGGAACUGGUGA